Helobdella robusta is the source of this 528-nucleotide messenger RNA. RefSeq lists its product as hypothetical. Lineage: Eukaryota; Metazoa; Annelida; Clitellata; Rhynchobdellida; Glossiphoniidae. Bases 1 to 528 code for a protein of 175 amino acids. The record is from RefSeq and is a predicted model, not a curated record. The transcript has 5 exons.
AUGCCAUUUGUAGAAAGGGUGAAAAAAUUAGGUAUAAUCCGUGAAAUUAGAUGUGGUUCUUAUAGACAGAGGGAAGUAGAAAUUUUAGGGAGCAUAGGAAUAAAUAAUUCUUCAGUCAGGAGAGGUAUUCCUAUGGGUAUUGGGAAGGAUGACCCAAACCAAAGUCCAAUGAAAACAAAAUUCAAACUUUUGAGUGUUAAAUUAAAAUUAAAUGAUAUCGACACGGAUGUGUCUGAUUCUUCUGAUUCAGAAAAUGACAGUUCUCCAGAUGAAUCAACGAAAGACCUAAAAUUACAGAAAGGCAUUGUGCUUGAGAUGGGUAAUUUUUCUAUUUCUGUAUGUCUGUUUAUGUACAAUGAUCCUGAUACCUCUGAAGCAAGUGUAGUGCCUAGAGAUCCGAGGUUCGAUGACAUGUGUGGCACUCUGAAUAAGCACUAUUUCAGACAGGCAUACUCUUUCAUCGGCAAUAUAAAAGUCAAUGAGAAGCAGGCAAGAUAUUUUUUUACCCUCAUACUAAAUUUUAAUUAA